AUGGCAUCAUGCGCGGCGCGACGCACGACGCUGCCUGUCACGACUAACACGCCGCGCGUCUCUUCGCUAUGCGUCAGCGACGCCAACGAUUCGCUGGACGAGGCCGCUUUUACCGCUGCUGUCGCCGUUGGCAGUGAAGCCACACUUGAAGUUUCCUCCGCCUCUAAAACCGUCUCUGAAGCCCCCGUUUGUAAGGCCUCUCUAGUACUUCGCGCGGGAACGCUGGCGGCGCGGCGAAAACUUAAAUGCGGCUCUCUGCGCCUCGACGUGUCCCUCGGGGUUGACGGUGAUCACGACGUCGCUGAUCUCGACGAUUGCUGCGACGGGAGUCGUGGCGUUGCCGGCGCGAAUGACGAUCACUUCUCCUUCGAGACGCCGCCGCAUGCGAUGCUACCGGCGGCGGCUGUGGCGUCAGCGACGUCUCCCACGGUCGCAUGGUCGUCGCGCGGGCGACAGUUCCGCAAGUCGUCCUCCGCUUCCUCCGCUCCCCUCUCCGUCGUUGACGGAAGCGCAUUGCUGGCAACGGCGGCGGCAUUGCUGGCAGCGGCGGCGUUUCCGCGAGCCGCGUCUGCCGGCGCCGCGUUUAACAAGCCCCCGCGAAGCCCGCUGGCUUCCCUCACAAUGAUCUCCCCUUCCUCUCCUCCGCUCGGCGCGCAGCAGCUCUCGCCGGACGCGGCUCGUCACGCGGACGAUCCACGUGGCGCAAUCAUCUCGCACAAGCCCCAGUGCCGCAGGCGGCAGGGCCAUCAACAUCAUCAUCACCCAGCCGAGUCACAGGAGGCUGCGCGGAAUAUGAUCGCAGCGCCACACGCAUCUGUGGCGGCAGCUGUGCGGCAGCUCUCAGUGCCACAGGCGGCUGCGCGGAAGCUCGCGGAGUUGGCCCGCGGAGGACUGCUCUCCCCUGCGACUCACAUUGCUACUACCACUGCCUCUAUUUUGACUACUAAUGAUAACCCGAGGCGCAUUGGUAGUGUUACCUGUAAGGGCUCCACUGCCCCGUCCACUCCGACUGGUCUACUAACCACCCAUACCACGAGCAGCAGCACCACAGGACGCGCUACGAGGGCUGCUGCCCCCAGUGGAGGAUCCGCUGUGACGACUCCCAUUGCCGUGGUCAGGCUGAGCAGCCGCGUGGGGUUCGUCAACUGGCGUCACCUGCCGCAUCGCCCCGGCACCGCACCGCACCCCGCGUCACCGCACUCCGCCUCCCCGGGCGCGGCAUCUAGACCGGUGGUCACUCCGUGUGGUAGCAGCAAGAGUGAUAGUAGGCGGCAGAGCUUCACCCUCAGUGACAGCCAUGGUGUUGUUGGAGCGGCAAGCUGCGGAUCUUCAGGAGUCGCCGACCAAUUAGGUGACUCUGGCGACGGAAGCGCUGUCGUCUCUGGUCCGCGGAGGGUGACUGGUUCUGGUGACGAAAUCGCAGAAAGCGGGCUGGACACGGAUGGUGGGAAAGCGGGGAGAAAUGACAAUUUCCAUAACGAAGAUGACAAUAACGAAGCCUCUAACUGGGCGACGCUUCUGAAGGAAAAGCCUCGUAACGCAGGCAGCAACAGCGGCCACCUAACAGCUGCUGCAGCAGCGGCCGCUGCUGACGACGACGAUUCCGAUGCUGAUGUGGGCGCGGACGACGCGGGGCACGAGAGCGCAACUCCCGCGAAGCUUCCUGUCCGUUUCCUCCCGCUGACGCACGACAUGGGGGACGAGGAACUCUUUUGGCGCGCAUCCAUGGUCCCCCUGCGCCGCCGCAGCCGCGCGCGCGGCGCUGGCGCGGGCGGCGGAGCGGAGGGGGAAGGAGGGGGCGGCGGAGGCGCGGGCGGAGGGGGGAGGCGCAGUAUAGGGCCAGCGAAAGUGGCGCUAUUGUUCUAUAGCGCGGGAACGAUGCCAUUUGCGCCGCUUUGGGCUAGAUGGUUAGAGGGUCAUGAGGACCGAGUGUCAGUCUAUGUGUUAACCGACGAGACGAAAAUAGACAAGUCGUUACUUCCCCCUAUUUUCCGGGGUAGAUUCGUCCCGGACAGGUCCCCUGGCGAGCCCGCUUCGGCCGAUUCGAAGACUGUUCACAUGAGCACAGUGGACGGCAUGCGUCGUCUGCUAGCGAACGCGCUUUUGGACUUUUCCAACGAGCGGUUUGUGACUAUAUGCGAGCUCUGCAUCCCUAUUCAUAACUUCACAUUCAUUUACUCGUACCUCAUCUCCCCUCAUCACUCCGCCGCCCUCCCCUCUCCCUCCGCCUUGUUUCAACCGGGGUCGCUGACUUCCUCCUCCCGGUUACAUCUCGCCGGUACGGUUCCAUCUGCGCCGCGUAGUUACAUCCCGUCGAACGACGUGUCAGGGGAGGGCGGAAAGGACCGUUUCAACCCCAACUGCUUUGAGCCGAUGCUGGGUGUGGAGCAGUGGCGGAAGGGAGGACAGUGGAUUGGACUCACACGAAGGCUGGCCGUGCAGGUCAUUUCGGACUCCAAGUUCUAUGACAAAUUCGCGGCCUGCUGUGUGCCGGUGCGAGGGGUCUUCCCUGCCUGCUUCCCCUCGGAGCACUACCUCCCCUCCAUCAUCCCCAUCCUCGUCGACCUCCCCCCUGUGGGGGACUUUGGCCCGUUUGUGGAUGAGCUUUGGGCGGGGAUAGGGGACGGGGGGGGGAUGGGGGGAGGGGGGAGGCGGUGGGGGGAGGCGGCGGGGGGAGGGGGCGUGGGGUUGCGGGGGAGCGGGGAGGAUUUGGCGAAUUGGAGCUUGGUGUUUGAGGAUUGGUGGACUCAGCCUAACUCGGGGCAUGCUUACGUGUACAACGCUACAGAGCCUAACUCGGGGCAUGCUUAUGUGUACAACGCUACAGAGCUCACCCCCGACCUCGUCUCUUUCAUGCGCCAUUGUCGCUUCGGCAACCUCUGCCAUCGCUUUGCCGGUCACUUCCACCCCUCAGCCAUGCAGCCCUUAUGCACACUGCCCCGUGUUUCCCCCAACCCUUUCCUCCCUUCCCUUCCUCUCCAGCUCACCCCUGACCUCCUCACCCCUGACCUCGUUUCUCUCAUGCGCCACUGCCACUUCGGCAACCUCUGCCAUCUCUUUGCCGGUCUCUCCCACCUCUCUGCCAUCCAAUCCUUACCCCCUGCCCCCCUUUCCCCCCCUGCCAUAUUCCCCCCAUUCUCCCCUCAGCUCACCCCUGACCUCGUUUCUCUCAUGCGCCACUGCCACUUCGGCAACCUCUGCCAUCUCUUUGCCGGCCACUUCCACCCCUCGGCCCUCUCCCGAGCGCUCUCUCUCGGACCAAAGCUCGGGUUGUGGGAGGCGAGGAGCGACGAGAGAUGA
Closterium sp. Naga37s-1 is the source of this 3300-nucleotide messenger RNA. NCBI's taxonomy places the organism in Eukaryota, Viridiplantae, Streptophyta, Zygnematophyceae, Desmidiales, Closteriaceae. The record is from the annotation of a GenBank genome assembly.